AUGUCUACUAGACCGCAACCUGAUUGGUACUACCAUAGACACCCAUAUGCCUCGACACCAUUGGCGGAAGGAGAGGAACCACAAUUGUUACCUAUCCAAGAUCAAAGGAACCAUAAGAAGUCGAAAAUUUGGAUGGCAUACAAGGGUCCCAUAGUUCAAUGGUAUAAGAAUGCUAUGCUUAUCAAAAACAAUUUCUGGAAAGACCUGGAGUCGUCUCACCAGAUUAUUUGGUAUCCAUAUAAAGGUAUUAGUGAAUCCGUAGGGAGCACGGAUUACUUGCACCUGUUCUUCCUAAUAUUUGGAUAUUAUGUGCUAAAUCUUGGGCUCAUUAUUGCGUUUACGUCGAUCCUAGCUUGUUCUCUUUUGGUGUGCAUAUACCUGCCCUUUCUUGGGCUCUUUGCGUUACCGCUAGCAUAUGUGCAAACUAUUCUCAUUUCUACAACCCUGUGUAAUUCUAUGGUGAAAGGUACUGAUUUUGUUCUUUUCACACGUAUUUACGGUGUGACAUUUGCAAGAAAGAAUUUGCCAGAAUUGAGCGAAGCCUGUGAAACGAUAAGUUUCUCGCCUUUUGUUUACAGAAGAUCGCAUCGAUUGGGUGGUCUUUUUUCCAAAAGGUUUUAUCUCGUCUCUUUGCCACAGUUUCUCUUUUUUUUUUUCUGGUAUGUUUUCAUAGCCUUCGUGUUUCUUUUGUUAUUGAUUGUUCCAAUUGUGGGUCCAAUCAUUAUCAAUAUGCUACCAUUUAGUCCCGGAAUGGGAUUCUAUUAUUUCGAACCCUAUUUUGUUGACGUACUACAUUUGGGUUCGCGAAAACUAUCCGAAGUAUACUACAAGGGUUUUGCCAAAUGGCUCCUAUACUCAAUGUCCAGCGGUUUAUUAGAGUCCAUCCCAAUACUGGGCGGGUUGUUCAUUGGUACAAACGUAGUAGGUGCGUCUCUUUGGAUAGUAAAAGAGAUAAAAGAUCAAGAACAGCCAGCCGUAGCUCCCGCGCCCUCUGCAGAACCAGAAGGGCCUACAGUAGGAUCGUAUGCGCCUCCGAUUCAACAAUCCAUAGCCCACGUAAAUCCACCAUGA
Messenger RNA from Saccharomyces mikatae IFO 1815, 1071 nucleotides. RefSeq names its product Lds2p (gene LDS2). Gene Ontology annotation, cellular component: prospore membrane; lipid droplet; ascospore wall. Lineage: Eukaryota; Fungi; Ascomycota; Saccharomycetes; Saccharomycetales; Saccharomycetaceae. The record is from RefSeq and is a predicted model, not a curated record. The transcript is spliced from 2 exons. The coding region runs from base 1 to 1071 and encodes 356 amino acids.